This is a messenger RNA of Emys orbicularis (European pond turtle), 1046 nucleotides long. RefSeq names its product zinc finger protein 821 (gene ZNF821). The record is from RefSeq and is a predicted model, not a curated record. Lineage: Eukaryota; Metazoa; Chordata; Testudines; Emydidae. The coding region runs from base 1 to 786 and encodes 261 amino acids. The transcript has 2 exons.
AUGUGUCCGGUGUGUGGCAGAGCCCUCAGCUCCCCAGGGUCCCUGGGGCGACACCUCCUGAUCCACUCAGAGGACCAACUGUCAAACUGUGCAGUGUGUGGGGCACGCUUCACCAGCCAUGCCACAUUCAACAGUGAGAAACUGCCAGAAGUGCUAGCAGAUUCCUUGCCCACCCCGCACAGCGAGGGCCCUUCCGGUGCUGAGGAGAAGGACGUUGCCUUUAACGCUCCUGUGUAUCCUGCGGGCAUCCUCUUAGUGUGCAACAACUGUGCUGCCUAUCGCAAGCUGCUGGAGGCACAGGCUCCUGGCGUGCGCAAGUGGGCGCUUCGCCGGCAGAACGAGCCACUGGAAGUGCGGCUUCAGCGCCUGGAGCGGGAGCGCACGGCCAAGAAGAGCCGGCGGGACAACGAGACGCCAGAGGAGCGGGAGGUGAGGCGCAUGCGGGACCGAGAGGCUAAACGCCUGCAGCGCAUGCAAGAGACAGAUGAACAGCGGGCGAGGCGGCUGCAGAGGGACCGGGAGGCCAUGAGACUGAAACGUGCUAAUGAGACCCCGGAGAAGCGGCAGGCUCGGCUCAUCCGGGAGCGCGAGGCCAAGAGGCUCAAGCGGCGCCUGGAGAAAAUGGACAUGAUGCUUCGGGCCCAGUUUGGCCAGGACCCCUCUGCCAUGGCUGCUUUGGCAGCCGAGAUGAACUUCUUCCAGCUGCCAGUGAGCAAUGUGGAGCUGGAAAGCCAACUGCUGGGCAAGAUGGCCUUCGAGGAGCAGAGCAACAGCACGCUGCAUUGAGCUGUAGCCCAACCACCGCUGCGGCUCCACGUGGCCCACAGGAUGCCAGCAGCGUGGCCUCUGCCGCUGGCACCUGACUGACCCUCCCCGCCCCCACUCCUCCCACAACAGGCAGAUCUGGGCUGCUGCUGCACAUGGGAAUGGAGCUGGGAGGCGUCUGCUCAGGCAGCACUGGUGAGAGUGGGCUGUCGGGAUACAGUCUGCUCCAGUGGCCGAGCCACAGCCGAUGAACAGAGGGAAAAUAAAUUAAUUUUAUGUGU